CAAAAAAGCUCGGCGCGCAGCGGCUAAUUCGUAACAGAGGCUGCCUCCCCGGCUCGGCUUGCAGCUCCGCGGGCGGCACAACACGAGACUCGCCAGACGCCAUCGCUGCGAGGCUGCCCAGCCGGCCAAAAAAAAGGCAGCAUGGCAGCACAAGCGGCCGACGCCAACGAGCAAAACGACCAGCUCCGCAAAGCGGUAGAGCAGGCCCUCGCCGCGUCCUUCGUCGCGAGGAGAGCCAAGGCCGACGUGGCGAAGGACCUACUGAACAAGGACCGGCCGCCGACGGCCGACGACAUAAGGCAAGCGCUCGAGGACGGGGGCUGGGCGAAGGAAUUAAGGAUCAAGGUCCACGAGCUCCACAAGCAGGCUACUACGGAAAAGAUUCUCGGGAAGGACUCUCUAGCUUCCGUGCAGAAAGCCAGAAAACAGUGGGAGGCGUCGAUCAAUGAUGAGUUGCGGGCCAUCGCGUCGGAGAGGCGAGUACCGUUAGUGAGAAAAAGGAAGAAAAUUGUCAUAAAAAAAAAGGAGGAAGAGACCGACGAAUUAAUAGAAAUGAAGGUCGAGGAGAUCCUGUCGCCGACCCUUGUGACGCCUGGUACGCGGUUCUUGUUCGACAGUGAUGAUCUGUUGGACGCGAUAUCACAUAUAGAAUCACCAAGUAACAACGAGGGCUGGGGCCUCGUCAAACUACAACUCAGAACAGCGACACUCACAGAACUCCGUGACAAGUACAAGGAGCUCCACCCCUCAAAAAGGCAGUAUGGUGUGGAUGACGUCACAGGCGAUCCAAGGGAUAAAGCGAAGUUCGCGGACGCCUGGCAUGAGUUAGGAGAGAAAUGUCUCGCUGAAGGACAUAUACCACUCGCGAGGACGUAUGCGAGACGAGGCGUGCCUCCGUCCCUACGGCCGGCCGUCUACCGUUCUCUGUUAGGCCUACCACACAUGGAGGAUGCCCAGGCGACGUCAGCCUUCGAGGAGAGGUACUACGAAGAUCUGAGGGACAGAGUAGAUUCAAUAGAACUGGUCACAGACGAAUUGUAUCAAAUGGACGUCCAACACGUGGCUGACGACGAUACCUACUUUAUAUUUGACGAGAUGCUCGGCAAUUGUGUGUUAGCGUUUUCUAGGGAUUCUUGGGUGCCCAAGAACUGUGUCGUGAAGACGCACGCACCACUCCCAUGCGAGAACGACCUGAUGAAGGGGCAGCCGGUGCCGCCGUGCGGCGUCCAGCCCUUUCGAGGGUUUGUGUCGUAUGCAGCACCUUUGACCUUCGUGUUCGGCCGAGAAACAUCGCUCUAUUUCGCGUUUCGAGCCUUCUACGCCCAGCACUUUUGCCGACUGAACGUCUUGCGGACGAAUCAAAAUACGCUGCUCCCGCUCUGUGCGUUGUUCGAACGAUUGGUGAUCGAGCACCACCCUCGGUUAUUCUUCUACUUGGUCCAGGUCGGCGUGGACCCGUUGGCCAUCGCUCUACCUUGGAUACAAUUUGGGUUCGUCGGCCUGCUAGACGUCGAGCAAGUAUUACUACUGUGGGACCGGUUGUUGGGAUUCGAGGAUUUGGCCUUGUUGUCGGUGCUAGCGGCGGCGAUCUUCGUUUAUAGGAGCGAGAAGCUGCUCCAGUGCUCUUCAUUGGAAGAAGCUAGGGAGAUGUUCGCGGACGGCGCGGUCCUCGAGGUCGUGCCGCUGCUGCAGACGUUCCUGUGGCCCGAGGGGUUGUAACUUAUCACGUCUAG
Pelagomonas calceolata is the source of this 1733-nucleotide messenger RNA. The record is from the annotation of a GenBank genome assembly. Lineage: Eukaryota; Pelagophyceae; Pelagomonadales; Pelagomonadaceae.